Aphanomyces astaci is the source of this 1477-nucleotide messenger RNA. RefSeq lists its product as hypothetical. The coding region runs from base 10 to 1341 and encodes 443 amino acids. The transcript has 3 exons. The record is from RefSeq and is a predicted model, not a curated record. NCBI's taxonomy places the organism in Eukaryota, Oomycota, Saprolegniomycetes, Saprolegniales, Verrucalvaceae.
CUCGUGUACAUGCCACUGCCAGUUCUCCACCACCCGCAUCCGUAUGCCCACGUGCAACACCUCGUGGACCUCCCCGAGUCUCGCUACACCCCCCCGGCGCCCCCUGGGUUUGACGAAGACUUGGAAACAUUCCAACGGCCAUCGUCCGUCGAAUAUGGGCGCCAGCUCAAAGCCAUGCUGUUUACCCUCGAUCCGUCCAUCAUCCCCCUCAAUCACGGUAGUUUUGGGGCGUGCCCAAAGCCCGUUCGCGCUGUGCGGGAAGCAUACAUGAACCUGCAAGAAUUUGAACCUGUCAAGUACAUGGAUGAACUUGCCCCUCGCCUUGCUCGAGUGGCCCGUGUAGUUGCCGCGUACGUCCAUGCCCAACCCAACCAGAUUAUGCUCGUACCCAACGCUUCCUCGGGCACAACCUGUGUGUUGAGGUCGUUUCCUUUCCCCCUCGGGAGUACCAUUCUGUCGUUCAACCUUGGCUACCCUGCCGUCACCCAGCAAAUGAAACAAGCUUGCGGGGGACUCAAACAGCAUGUGAUUCAAGUCGCCCCACCAUUUACAGCGGCCAAAGUCGUCCAUGCGUUUCUUCAAGCCCUGGAAACCUUUGUCAACGAUGUCAUUGGCCUCGUGGUGGUGGACCACAUUACAAGCGAGAGUGGAUUAGUUCUGCCCAUUCAAGACAUUGUUGGGCUGUGCAAAGCCCGUGACAUCCCCGUGCUUGUGGAUGGCGCCCACGCAAUCGGUCAAAUUCCGCUCAAUUUGGGCGAACUACAACCCGACUUUUACGUGUCCAACUUUCACAAGUGGAUGCUGGCCCCCAAGUCGGCUGCCUUUUUGUACAUUCGCGAGCCUGAAAAGUACACUGUCCACCCCACGGUGAUCAGCCAUGGGCACACCAAAGGCACAAGCGCUGCGUUUGGUUUUGUUGGCACGAUGGACUACUCUGCGUAUUUGUCGAUUCCAGCAAGCAUUGCCUUUCACACGAAGAUGGGUGGCGCUGAUUUGAUGGCUCGCAACCACUCGUUGUGCGUGGCGUCUGCCCUUCGAUUGGCCAAAGCUUGGGACACGUCGCUCUUGACGGAGGAAGUGGACUCGAUGAUUGGGAGCAUUUGUGUGGUGAUGUUGCCGCUAGCCUUGUUUCAUGACCAAACCGACAUGGCCAACGAAUUGGAAACGCUCCAUCUUGUGCUUCGACAGCACUAUCGCAUUGAAGUCAAGACAGCACUCGUGGACAGCGUGGUGGGCGUGCGCAUCAGCAGCCAAAUGUACAACGACCAAGCCGACUACAAUCAAUUGGAAGUUGCCGUACUGGACAUUUUGACACGAGAUGCCACCGACUUGGCGUUGUAGAAUGCAACCUCGACUUACCAUAAUGUGGAGUUCAAAGGAUUUGAGCCGCGUUGCUUUCAAAUUUGACAUUAUUGCUGUUAAUUCUACGAUUACAAAAAUUUAGUGAGAUUAACAGCCGCUAAUUUUGCAACUUGAA